UUGGCCGGAGAUUUGUUAGUAGCCAAUUGCAGGUUUGGGUUGCGGGAGGUUGACCCAGGCCGCGGCUGGAGAGGCCCGGACCUGUAAUCGGUAUUCUGUGCGUAUGGCAUAAAGACAUCUUCUGAAAAUGAGCGGGGAGCUUGAUGCGUUAGCUGUUGUCAAUCAGCUGCGAGACUUGGCUUCAGAUCCUUUAAACCGCCGAGCCAUUGUACAAGAUCAAGGCUGCCUGCCGGGCCUCAUCCUAUUCCUUGACCAUCCCAAUCCUCCAGUUGUUUACUCUGCUCUUCUGGCUCUUCGAUAUUUAGCAGAAUGCCGCGCCAACAGAGAAAAGAUGAGAAGCGAACUAGGAAUGAUGCUGAGCUUGCAAAACAUUAUUCAGAAGACUACCACACCAGGGGACACACAGCAGCUUGCCACAGAAGUCUAUGAUCUUCUGCAGUCAUCCAACACAGCAGAUGGGGAUUGUAUGAAUGAGAUGAACUCUAGACGGCGGAAGGCCCAUUUUUUCCUUGGAGCUACAAAUAAACGUGCCAAAACCGUGGUCCUGCAUAUUGAUGGCCUUGAUGACACGUCUCGAAGGAGUCUGUGUGAAGAUGCCCUACUGAAAAUCAAAGGCGUCAUUAGCUUUACAUUUCAAAUGGCAGUACAGAGAUGCGUAGUCCGUAUUCGGUCUGACUUGAAAGCAGAGGCUUUGGCAACAGCAAUAGCAUCUACCAAAGUGCUGAAAGCACAGCAAGUGGUAAAGGGCGAAUCUGGAGAAGAGUUGCUGGUGCCAUUUCAAGACACUCCUGUGGAUGUGGAGCAGAACACAGAUUUACCAGACUACCUACCUGAGGAUGAAAGCCCUAUGAAGGAGCAGGAUAAAGCCGUGUCUCGCGUCGGGGCACACCAGGACGGUGGGAGCAGUUGGCUUAGCACUGCGGCAAACUUUUUAUCCAGAUCCUUUUACUGGUGACAUGCGAUUUAGAGCCUAAAAGACUGCAAGACAAUAUUUCAAUCAUCCCAGUGAAGUGCAAUUUGCAAUAAAAAUAUUACACCACAAAAAAAAAAAAAAAAAAGUUUUAAACCGCGCAACUUACGCUGUGUUUUACAUGUACAGGAUAUCCGAGCUGGUAAAGCAGCA
Bufo bufo (common toad) is the source of this 1123-nucleotide messenger RNA. RefSeq names its product armadillo repeat containing 1 (gene ARMC1). The record is from RefSeq and is a predicted model, not a curated record. The transcript has 7 exons. The coding region runs from base 128 to 955 and encodes 275 amino acids. Gene Ontology annotation, molecular function: protein binding; metal ion binding. NCBI's taxonomy places the organism in Eukaryota, Metazoa, Chordata, Amphibia, Anura, Bufonidae.